Messenger RNA from Heterobasidion irregulare TC 32-1, 405 nucleotides. RefSeq lists its product as uncharacterized. Gene Ontology annotation, biological process: proteolysis. Gene Ontology annotation, molecular function: cysteine-type peptidase activity. Lineage: Eukaryota; Fungi; Basidiomycota; Agaricomycetes; Russulales; Bondarzewiaceae. The coding region runs from base 1 to 405 and encodes 134 amino acids. The transcript has 2 exons. The record is from RefSeq and is a predicted model, not a curated record.
AUGUUGCGCCGCUAUGCCACAGACAUCUGUGACAAUGGUCGAAAGAAUCUUUAUAUGGCCGCGUUCAUGGGAGGCAAUCAUUGGGUUGCCGUUUGUGUUGAUUUUGCACAGAAACAUAUUAGAUGUGGGAAUUCUUUGCCAAACACGAAGACCGAGCGGCAGAUCAUGAGGAAUCUGCAGGCAUGGUUGAAACAUGCUUUCAAGCUGCAAUUUUGUGAUUCAGGAAACAUGCUCACCUGUGGGAAGCAGCAAGACUCUAACUCAUGCGGUGUCUGUACAAUCAAAACUAUUGAACAUCAUCUUUUCGGCACAGAGGUCUUUACACAUGCCAAGCGUCAAUCUUGGCGGAUUCGUUACUUUAUUCGUCUAGCCAAAUCCCACAAUGAUUCCAUCGUGAGCAUAUAA